CCCGGCAGGCUCAGGCAGUAAUUGGAGGUAAAAUGGCGCUGACUUCUCAAGGAACAAAGAAGAAAGUUUGCUAUUAUUAUGAUGGUGACGUUGGGAACUACUAUUAUGGCCAGGGCCAUCCCAUGAAGCCCCACAGAAUCCGCAUGACCCACAAUCUCCUCCUCAACUAUGGCCUGUACAGAAAGAUGGAAAUCUAUAGACCCCACAAAGCCAACGGAGAGGAGAUGACAAAGUAUCACAGCGAUGACUACAUCAAAUUUCUCCGCUCCAUCCGGCCUGAUAACAUGUCGGAGUACAGCAAACAGAUGCAAAGAUUUAAUGUGGGAGAAGAUUGUCCAGUCUUUGACGGUUUAUUUGAGUUCUGUCAGCUCUCAACAGGUGGCUCUGUUGCGGGGGCAGUGAAACUGAACAAACAGCAGACAGACAUCGCCAUCAACUGGGCGGGAGGACUCCAUCACGCCAAGAAGUCCGAAGCGUCAGGGUUCUGUUACGUCAACGACAUCGUCUUAGCCAUACUUGAGCUGCUGAAGUACCAUCAGAGAGUGCUGUAUAUAGAUAUUGAUAUUCACCACGGUGACGGUGUGGAGGAGGCCUUCUACACCACAGACAGAGUCAUGACCGUGUCCUUCCACAAGUACGGAGAGUACUUCCCCGGCACAGGUGACCUCCGGGACAUUGGUGCAGGAAAGGGAAAAUAUUAUGCUGUGAACUACCCCCUCAGAGAUGGCAUCGACGAUGAGUCUUAUGAGGCCAUCUUUAAGCCGAUCAUGGCCAAGGUGAUGGAGAUGUACCAGCCCAGUGCCGUGGUGCUGCAGUGUGGAGCUGACUCGCUCUCCGGAGACAGGCUCGGGUGCUUCAACCUCACAAUCAAAGGCCAUGCCAAGUGUGUGGAGUACAUGAAGAGCUUUAACCUGCCCCUGCUCAUGCUGGGUGGAGGAGGCUACACCAUCAGGAACGUGGCCCGCUGCUGGACUUACGAGACCGCCGUGGCCCUGGACAGCACCAUCCCCAACGAACUCCCGUACAAUGACUACUUUGAGUACUUUGGCCCAGACUUCAAACUCCACAUCAGUCCGUCCAACAUGACCAACCAGAACACAAACGACUACUUGGAGAAGAUAAAGCAGCGUCUGUUUGAGAACCUGCGCAUGCUGCCCCAUGCGCCCGGCGUGCAGAUGCAGGCCAUCCCUGAGGACGCCGUGCAGGAGGAGAGCGGAGACGAGGAGGAGGACCCAGACAAACGCAUCUCCAUCCGCGCUCACGAUAAGAGGAUAGCGUGUGAGGAGGAGUUCUCCGACUCUGAAGACGAAGGCCAGGGAGGAGGAGGUCGCAGGAACGCCGCCAACUUCAAGAAGGCCAAGCGCGUCAAGACGGAGGAGGAGAAGGACAGCGGCGAGAAGAAAGCUGAGGUGAAGGAAGAGGAGAAGGCACCUGAAGAGAAAAUGGACACGAAAGGGCCAAAAGAAGAAGUGAAGACAGCCUGAGAUGCCCCUGAAGUCCUUCUGGAUGCAUGACCUUGUCAGAUGCCCCACCCUCUUCACACACACACACACACACACACACACACACACACACACACACACACACACACACACACACACACACACGAGUAGAGGUUAGCCAGCGGAAGCAAAAGACUGUAAAUUAUUUUGUAAGACUCAUUUUACUAUUUGUAUUCUUUAAAAAAAAAAGUGGUAUAAAGAUUUUUUCCUUUUUUUGCAUUUCCAGUGUGAAUUGAAAUGCAAGGUGUAUUUUUUUUUUUUUUCGUAUUCUCUUCUUUGUUUUAACGUUUAUUUUUUCACAAGUUUGCAUCCUUUCAGUACCCGUUGUCCUGUUUUUACUGCUAAGAACAGUACCUCAACCAAACCGGACCAGAUGUAGUCACAGUUCAGACAGUGGUACACAUCAUUGGGGAAGGUGUUUGAGUGAGUGCAGUUACAUGCACAAAGUAUAACGAUUUCAAACGGAAUAUCGCCAGUAUUUGGUUUCGAACAAGUUCAGGCAUACUCCGUUUAACAUGCAUGGAGCGGCAUUCUGCAACCGGAACACGGACAUAUUCAAAAUUUACUAAAGAGUGACUCGUGUUCAAACCGAAUACUGCCGAUAUUCCAUUUCAAAAUCGAAAUAUCAGAAAGAAAAUCCUCGGAUGUAACUGCAAUAAACUAGGUGCUGUAGUGAUUUAACCUACAAAAGUCAACUCUUGCGUGGCAAGAACUACAAGUGGUUUAACUCCUCAAGAGUGUUUGUUGCAAUGGAAACAACCACAUUUUCUCCUAUUACUAGACUCCGCUAAGUGAACAUAUGCAGGUCUAGUGACUAGUCCUAUAGCCUGAAAUAUCCCCCCUAGCUCAACCCCUUUUUUAUUGUAAAGCCUAUGCUCAGUAUCUCUCUUCUUGUCGCUCUAAAUUAUUUUGCAUCAUGGACAUUUAAAUUUGUACACCUCACUACCCAACUUCAUUCUUCUCUCUUUUUUUUCCCCCCUUCUCCCACUUUUAUUUUUCUUUUCUGAGGGCUUGUGCUGCAGCUUCCUUUUACCCCAUUUUUUAAGAAAAAAAAAAUUAAUAAAAACCAAAAUGUUUUUAUUACCAUAUCAGUUUUGGAUGGCUACGAAUAUGUGUUGUGGGGUGGGAAAGGGGAAUGGGGGAGUAAGGAAUUGGGGUUUAAGCUCAGCAGAUGGUUUAAGUUACUGUUUUGUUGUUUUUUGAGGGAGCAGCUAACAGAUUCAGUUAGUGGAUCCGCGGUCCGGUUUGGGUUUCCAAAAAAAAGUUCCAGUGUUGUGAAAUGUCUACUAUUAUAACAAUGAUUUUGGUAAAUAAAACAAAGAAAAUCUCAA
Molecule: messenger RNA, 2833 nt
Organism: Engraulis encrasicolus (European anchovy)
Lineage: Eukaryota; Metazoa; Chordata; Actinopteri; Clupeiformes; Engraulidae
Gene: hdac1
Product: histone deacetylase 1
Exons: 14
Coding region: 33-1484 (483 amino acids)
Biological process (GO): negative regulation of transcription by RNA polymerase II
Cellular component (GO): NuRD complex; nucleus
Molecular function (GO): histone deacetylase activity
Source: RefSeq, a predicted model, not a curated record